Molecule: messenger RNA, 1227 nt
Organism: Haemonchus placei
Lineage: Eukaryota; Metazoa; Nematoda; Chromadorea; Rhabditida; Trichostrongylidae
Source: the annotation of a GenBank genome assembly
AUGAUCGCACUGCGUAUGGCAAUCAUUGAGGAUGGAGUCACAGAAGUAGAGAGAUGUUAUACUGGAGAUGGACUAUUGCCUGGAAUCAAUAGUCGCAGCUUCACUGUGAAAAUUGGUCCUAUAUUGAGCUCCCGCGGACAGGAGUUAGAUUUCAAGACCAUAGAUUUUCUGAGGACUCGGCUUGUCCACAACGAAGUGGUGGUUCAGCACAAGUACAAGAGACCAGACGACCUGCACGUGGCCUCCAGACUCGUCUUACCUGGGUACCCAAGUAAAAGAUACAUUGUUGCACCAUCCAAGACUAUCUCCGGUGCCAUACCGGCUGCUAUAAGUGGCGAGGGCUUUGUAAUUGCCAUCGGAGGAGACAAAGGCGUCAGACCUGAGGGAAGUCGAAAGGAUGUGGCGGCUAAUUUGGAAAUGCUAUCGCAUGAGGCGGAGGCACGUCGUGUGGCACUGAAACAGGCAGCUGAGGGCGCUAUGGCGGAUGCGUAUGCAAAGGGUCUAGUGCCGAGCCGCGUGCCAGAAGAGAUGAAAGAGGUGCAUGCCACAGCUGCGGACACACAACAACGUGUAUCUGAAGUUAUGAGCGAAGCCCAAAGACUCCAGAAGGAAGCGUACCCGCCAAUACAUGAGAGUACAAGUAUGAACUCGCCUAUCAAGAAGAUGCGUUCAGAGCUGGGACAGCUGCUUCCGGACGGGGCAGAUAACAGCUCUAGCACAACGUCGGGUUUUCACGCACUCAGCAUCGUGUUACGUUGCGGUCUGGUGUACGGGUUUGAGCGGAAGCGAGUCGAAUAUAUCUGCCAAACUUAGUUUGCUGAGUGCCCUGAUGUUGAGAAAUCACCAGACCCUCCGGAUAUGUAUGAUGAACAAAGAGAAUACGACCCGGAAGGCUGGAAACUGUUGAUGGAAUGAAAAGAAGAGGAUUACCAUGUGCUGGAGACCCGAUUCCCAUGGAAACUCAAAGGAGAAGCCACUGCCACUGAUUUUCCAUACCGACUGGCCUGGAAACGACGUCGAAAUUAAUGUCGACUGUGCUAUCAGUCGCCUGCGAAAUACAGACUUCAAUCAAAAAACAGCAAAACAUCAAACCAAUUUCUUAUUACAUACCAUUGCAUGAAAACCGAAAGGUUCUUGAGUGCAUGGUUUCUAGAACGGGAGAUGUUUCCCGGAGGAGUAAGAAAAGCUCAUCCAGGAAAUCAUCACCCUACAGCACAUUUACUAUGA